AGUCAGGUAGGUAGAUUUAAGAUGGUAGGUAUAAGGUAGGUAGAUAUAAGGUAGGUAUAUAGAUAUAAGGUAAGUAGUAGAUAUAUAAAUGUUCCAAACAUUCCAAAUGUUCCAUGGCGAAUAUCAGACCAUGCAAACAUGUAAACAUGCAUUUAGAUUCAAACGAUACAAAAGAGAAGAGACAAAAAAACAAAAGACAGAAAAAAAGGGUGAGAAAUAAGAAAAGGAAAAAAAGAAGACAAAAAAAGAAAGAAUGCAAAAAUGGGCCAGGAUUCAUGCAGCAUAGUAAUAGUAUGUUAACAGUAACAGUAGCAUUGCAAUGACAUGUUACGGACAUGAAAAUAAAAAAAAUAAUCACAAAAGGAAGUGAUAUGAAUGAACAAGCUCAUUUGCAACCUAAU
Messenger RNA from Xylona heveae TC161, 401 nucleotides. RefSeq lists its product as hypothetical. The transcript has a single exon. The record is from RefSeq and is a predicted model, not a curated record. Lineage: Eukaryota; Fungi; Ascomycota; Xylonomycetes; Xylonales; Xylonaceae. The coding region runs from base 114 to 323 and encodes 69 amino acids.